This is a messenger RNA of Striga asiatica, 2394 nucleotides long. The record is from the annotation of a GenBank genome assembly. Lineage: Eukaryota; Viridiplantae; Streptophyta; Magnoliopsida; Lamiales; Orobanchaceae.
AUGUGGUUUUCUUGGCUCAAUCAGCAGCAGCUGCUUUUGGGGGUAGCUCCCAGAGAAAAGAGGUUGAGAAAGUGUGAUUUAACAAGGUAUACUUGGCUUCCUCUCAUGCUACAAUUCUUGUGCUGUGCUUUUUCCGGGGUUUCUUGUGAUGAUUUUGCAAUCCCUCUUGGUUCUGAGAUUAAUAAUGCUUUUGAUAGCGGUAAAAAUCAAAACUGGGUUUCCAAAAAUGGGGUUUUUUCUUUGGGGUUCUUGGUGAUGGACGGUGGAGACGAAUAUGCUGUCGGUCUUAAGUACAAUUUAGGGGACAAAUCUGCAAAUUUGCCUCUGUGGACGAUUGGCGGUGGUCUUAGAAUCUCUCAGAACUCCAUAUUAAGGCUAGGCAUGGAUGGGGAGCUUGUUUUAGUGGAUAACCUAAGUAAAAUCACUAUGUGGAGUAGCGGCACCUCAAAUUUGGGUGUCCAAAAAGCAAAAGUCUUGGACAACGGCAACUUCGUGCUUCUGGGCAGCAAAAAUGAAGUGGUCUGGGAGAGUUUCGAUAGCCCCACAAACACUCUUCUGCCGGGUCAAUCCUUCCGCUACCCUCAAACCCUCCGCGCCCUCUCCUCAAAAUCCAUCUCGAGCUACUACAGUUUGGUGAUUAGCAAGAGUGGCGAGCUCCGGCUCUUGUGGGAACACAACGUGACCUAUUGGAGCAGCCAAUUCAGCUCGAAAGAAGCGAGAUUUGACUCAAACGGCGUUUUCGGAUUGUACAAUGCCGAAAAUAAAGAUGUUUGGUUAGCUACAGCCAAAGACUACGGAGAUCCUUCGGUGAAACUGAGACACCUGAGAAUCGAUCGUGAUGGGAACCUAAGGAUUUACUCUUGGGAUGGCAUUGGCCGGGCCUGGAAGCCCGUUUGGCAAGCCGUUGAGGACCAAUGCAGUGUGUUUGGCUCCUGCGGCUUGUACUCUGUGUGUGGGUACAACUCGACUGGCCCAGUUUGCGACUGUUUGAAUCCCAUCCCGUUAGGCGGAGCCGGGUGCUGGAAAUUGGCCGAUUUGGGCAAUUGCAGAUUGCACGCGAGUUUAUUGACCUUGAACCAAACCGUGCUUUACGGGUUGUACCCGUCUCACGACGACGAGAUUCUUUUGAGCGAGAUGCGUUGUCGGGAUUUCUGUUCCAGAGAUUCGGCGUGUUUAGCUGCGACCUCGAUGAACGACGGGUCGGGCCUCUGCAAGGUGAAGCGGACGAGCUUCGUGAGCGGCUAUAAAGGCCCAUCUGUCCGCGCCGUGUCUUUCCUCAAAGUAUGCUCCAUCCCGCAGGCCGUCGCCGCCGUGCGGGGCCUCGGCGGCGGGCCCGCGGCCACGGCCCGUGACCAAGUUUCAACAAAGGGAAGUGCGAAACGAUUGAUUUGGCCUGUCGUGUUUGUCGUUCUUGUCACGUUGCUCGUGGUCUCGAGCAUUCAGAUCGUAAUCUUGACGGUACUCUACCGGAAAAGGAACGGUUUCGUUCGAAAAGGAAACCCGGAGGCGGCGCAGGCGAACGGGCUCUACAGCGUGCUCGUGCGAGUCUCGUUCGAAGAGGUUAAAGAGCUGACGAAUGGCUUCGCGGAUAAGAUCGGGAGCUCGGUUUUUCGGGGAGCGCUUCCGAACGGGACGCCGAUCGUGGCGAAGGUGUUGACGGACGUGGGCGUGUCAGAGAGGGAGUUCCGGGCCGCGGUGGCGACCCUGAGCGGGACCCACCACCGGAAUCUCGCGUCAGUGAAGGGGUUUUGCUUCGAGGGGUCGAGUAAGAAGGCGUUGCUUAUUCGGGAGUUUGUGUGCAACGAGUCGUUGGACAAGUGGGUCGGCGCGGAGGAGAAUUGUGAGGGGGGACGGAAUUGGGAUCGAAAGGUCGAGAUUGCCCUUGGCGUCGCGCGCGGGCUUGCCUAUUUGCACUCGGAGUGCCAAAAGUGCAUAACGCACGGCAAUUUGAAGAUGGAAAACGUGGUUUUCGACGAGAAUAUGGUACCCAAGCUGACGGAUUUCGGCCUGCGAGAUUUGUACUCGAGACAAGUGCAAGUGCAAGUGCAAGCGGCCUCGUCGUCUGAGUCUGCAUCAGAACGGGAUAUUUACGCUUUGGGAUUAAUGUUCCUGCAGAUCCUGACGUGCAAGAGAGAAGUGUACGGAGAGAAUAUGGAGAGCGUGGUGGAGAAAUUGAAGCGGAAAAGGAAGUUUUUGGGUGGCGACGGUUUGGAGGCGAUUGAGAGGAUGGCGAGAAUUUCGUUUUGGUGCAUGCAGAGUCAGCCGUUUUUGAGGCCGUCUAUAGGGGAGGUGGUUAAGGUGCUCGAGGGGACACUCUCGGUCGACCGUCCGCCCUCGUUUUUGGUGUGCAGGCGUGAUGACGUGGAGGUCGACACGGAAAUGUUAGAAGCCUGA